GAACUCAUGCAUGGGUUCCCAGACACAUCUUGCUCAAGGUUCCCUUGAGUCACAGGCGGCGGCGGCGGACUUUGUGGAAACUGGCAAUAGCUCUACCAUGGUUGUGUGGUCGUUGUUUUGGGCAGCGGUGAGUGCUUAUACGCAUGUCCUCUCAUACUUGUCGUGGCUAUAUGCUACCUGUUCAGACCACUCCUCUCGCGACUUCUUGACUACGACUAAAAGUAUGGUGAGCACUACCAGACUAUAUGUCAUCUCUCGUCUUAACUGUCACUGGAAUGAGCAGUAUGAAGUAGGGUGUAAGACUGCGAGCAUGCGAAUCGAUGGCCCACGAUGGACUUGCGAUAUCACUAGUACUGUAGGAUUUCCGUAUUUACGAUAUGAUGUCGCCGUAAUAGCUAUCAUAAUAUGCAUUUUCGUCGUAACUUCUAUUCUAGGAAUAUGGGAUAACGAAUUGAAAUAUAUGAUGAUUUAG
Dichomitus squalens LYAD-421 SS1 is the source of this 472-nucleotide messenger RNA. RefSeq lists its product as uncharacterized. The transcript has 3 exons. The record is from RefSeq and is a predicted model, not a curated record. Lineage: Eukaryota; Fungi; Basidiomycota; Agaricomycetes; Polyporales; Polyporaceae. The coding region runs from base 11 to 472 and encodes 153 amino acids.